Molecule: messenger RNA, 1581 nt
Organism: Tachysurus vachellii
Lineage: Eukaryota; Metazoa; Chordata; Actinopteri; Siluriformes; Bagridae
Exons: 8
Coding region: 142-1218 (358 amino acids)
Source: RefSeq, a predicted model, not a curated record
AACAGAAAGAACUCAAUCCAGUAUUUUUCCUUUUUCAUGGAGAGUCGUCUGCAUGUUAGAGCUAAAGCACCGAUAGAAAUUUCAACUAAGACAACGGAUUUCAAGCAAAAGAAGAACAGAAGUUAAGUGAAGCUUUAUUCCAUGAUGAACAUCCUCCUCAUCUUCACCCUCUCUCUAAUAUCAGAUCCAGUGGCCUGUGUUAUGACUGGCUACACAGGAGGAAGCGUCCUUAUAAUAUCUGAUCUAAACUGGGGUUCAGGAUUUAGUACAUAUAUUUGUAAGCUGGGAAGCAGAUCAUGCACAGAUAUAAUACGUACUGACACCACAGAAAAUUCUGUUCAAGAGGAAAGAUUCAAGCUGUAUAAAAACAAUGAUAGAUUUUUGAGAGUGUUAAUCAGGAGGCUGAAGCCACAGGAUGCUGGAGUGUACAGAAUAGGAGUAGAGGAUCAGAUGCCCACUGAUUUGGAACUGACUGUUCUUAAUGAUUCUUGUUGUGAUCGACCAAAAACAGUGAAUGUUUUUCCUGGACAGAAUAUCAGCAUCAACUCUAACUAUCCUGUGAUUUACAACCAAGCUUUCAAGUAUAUCAUGAAACUUGAAAAUGGCAGUGAUUUUUAUGACAUUCUAGAUACUUCUGAAAAUUCCCAGAACAACAGAUUCUCCAUUUCUGAUGACAGCAGUGCUAAAGUUCUCAGUAUGAGCAUCAGUCAUGUGACAGAAGCCGACAAUGGAGUUUAUUUAUAUGGAAUCUUCAACAGAAAGAAGUCAAUCCAGUAUUUUUCCUUCUUCAGAGAGAUUCAUCUGAAUGUUAGAGAAUCCCUUGUUAACACCACAAUCAUCAUCAUCAUCAUCAGUGUGUGUGUGCUGUUGAUUGGAGGAUUUACACUGCUGGUGAUUUACAAACUGAGACACAAGGGAACUCAAGGUUCAAGACCUUCAUCCCAAGACAAUGAACAUGCUCCUUCUGUUCAUGAGAACAACCUGCCUAAUUUACCCACAUAUGAAAACUUGAAAAUCAAAAUGAGAUCGAAUGAUCAGAAUCUGGAUUCAUCUACAAGCCAGUCCGAUUCAACGUACCAAACACUGGACCCACGCACCAACCAAUCAGAUUCAAACUACAUGUCUCUGAGUAACACCACCGACCAAUCACAUUCACAUUACCAAUGUCUGAAUGCUAGAACUCAGGUGAACUCAGUUUACCAGACCCUUCAUUCUUAAUGCUAUCAUUUUUUAUUCUUUUCAUUAUGAUGUAAGGUUAUUAAUUAAAACAUAAUUGUUGCAUAAAUUUCUAUUGUAUUAGUUUCAGCAUGUUGCUAUAGGAAAAUACUCACCUCAGGGUUAUAAUAUUUUUACGCCCAAUAACUGAUUAUUUACCAAUAACAGCACACUUUACUGUGUUUUAUUUUAUACUUACCACGUUGCUUUUUCUUUUUCUGUGUUUUUAUGUUAACUGUGUAUCCUUUAAAAAGUUAUUUGUGAAAACAAUUGCUGUACAUAUGAUCUAUAUGUGAAUGAAAUGUUGGUAACAUGGUGAAAUGGUUUAACUGACCAUUAUGAGUUGGUGAAGAUUGUAUCAUAACA